AAAUGUGGUCACACUGCCAACUCUAGAGCAGAAACAAUAAGAAAGUAACAUAUACUGAAUAAAAAAGUGAAAUUUGUGCAAUAAAUAUGGACAAACUAACAACAAUAAGUGCCACGCUGUUCAUGGCCGCCGAUGUGUUUGCCAUUGUGAGUCUGGCGCUGCCCGAUUGGAUCAUUACUGAGGAAGCUGGUGAUAUACGUCUCGGCUUAAUGUGGACUUGCAUGACGCUGUACAACAGGCCACAAGUUUGCUAUACGCCCGAUCUGCAGCCCGAAUGGCUGAUCGCACUCGUGUGCAUAUUCAUUGGUUGCAUCUGCAUCACAACAACCAUAAUAUUGCUGGCAUCGAGCACCUGGGACCGCAACGUUAUUCCAUAUGCACGCUGGGUGGGAUUUGCGGCAAUGGUUCUAUUCUGUAUGGCGGCCGUUGUUUUUCCCCUCGGAUUUCACAUCGAAGAGAUUGGCGGACAGGCCUACCAAUUACCGAAUACGUUUAAAAUUGGCAUCUCAUAUAUAAUGUUUGUACUGGCGCUAUGGAUAACUGUUGUCUCGGAGCUUUUCGCAGGCAAAGUGUGUUUGCCCCACUUUUAAAUCGAAGAUCUCCACAAAAAACAUAUAUCGAAUUAUGAAUGUAUAUAUAAUGUGUGCUCGAAUUAGUUGUUAGAUACGAUUUGUUCGAAUUAGUUUCUGUGAUUUGUUACAUGUUUUGUUUAUUUUUUUCUUGUGUACUGUUCAUAUAAAUAUCUGUAUAUAUGUAUAUUCAUUAACAUUGAUGCCAUCUGAGAAACACUAUUCCAGUUAGACACAAUUAAUGAAAUCUCGUUAGUAUUAAGUAUGUUUUUAAUCUUGCUUUUGUAUCUAAUUUGUAUGCUUUAAAAUACGUAUUAUUUUCAUAAACAUUAAAAUAACAUUUUGAUCACAUA
Drosophila grimshawi is the source of this 922-nucleotide messenger RNA. RefSeq lists its product as uncharacterized. The record is from RefSeq and is a predicted model, not a curated record. The coding region runs from base 87 to 590 and encodes 167 amino acids. The transcript is spliced from 2 exons. Gene Ontology annotation, biological process: negative regulation of smoothened signaling pathway. Gene Ontology annotation, cellular component: Golgi apparatus; ciliary membrane. Lineage: Eukaryota; Metazoa; Arthropoda; Insecta; Diptera; Drosophilidae.